This is a messenger RNA of Ruditapes philippinarum (Manila clam), 1352 nucleotides long. Its product is annotated as transcription and mRNA export factor ENY2. The record is from RefSeq and is a predicted model, not a curated record. The transcript is spliced from 4 exons. Gene Ontology annotation, cellular component: nuclear pore; DUBm complex; SAGA complex. Lineage: Eukaryota; Metazoa; Mollusca; Bivalvia; Venerida; Veneridae. Gene Ontology annotation, molecular function: transcription coactivator activity; chromatin binding. Bases 104 to 370 code for a protein of 88 amino acids. Gene Ontology annotation, biological process: regulation of transcription by RNA polymerase II; positive regulation of DNA-templated transcription; poly(A)+ mRNA export from nucleus.
AAAGGGGAGAAAUUCAGUUGCCUAUUUGGUCAAUCAUAAUGUCUGAUUAUAUGUUUAUUAUUUUUAUUUCAGUUUACAUGACAGAAAGAUCAAAGAUGCACAGAUGCGUGCAACAAUCAAUCAAAAACUUGUUGAAACAGGCGAAAGAGAAAGGCUGAAGGAGUUAUUGAGGACAAGACUUGUAGAGUGUGGCUGGAGAGACCAGUUAAAGCAAUACUGUAAAGAGGUAGUAAAACAAAAGGGUUUAGAGCAUAUUACAGUAGAUGAUCUUGUGGCUGAAAUCACUCCAAAAGGCAGAGCAUUGGUACCGGACACAGUGAAGAAAGAAUUGCUGCAGAGAAUCAGGACAUUCCUCGCUCAACAAAGCUGAAAUCUGUGAUAUCAUCAUUUCUUAUCAUCACUAUCAUCAGAUAUUCAUCAACCGCUUGAUGUUUGUCAGUGACUUCUUAAAAUAUCUAAUUUGUAAACUCCAGUAUAGGAGCUGAAAAACAAUAACAACAAACAAGCUUAACUGUGUACAUUUUAAAAAAAACUUUGACAGGCACUUGUUGCCUUUUUGGUAUUAUCAGUGUAAUUCUAUUAAAUACAAUAGAACUUUAAAUAAUUUCUUAACAUUUGUUUCUUUUCUUGUCCGUCUCUAUAGUGUCUAAACGUUGAAUGUUGUUUUUCUAUUUAAUUGAUUAUACAAUUAAUUAACUGUCAUUGGUUUUCCAAAUGGUUCAUAUGGCUAUGUAAAGCAGAGAAUAGCUGAAAAAAUUCUUGCAAAAAUAAGAUAUAUAGGUUUAUCACACACCCGUGCCGAUUUUGCGACUCCGUAAAUAUGGUAUUACACGGCUGUGCAUAUAUUUUUAGCGUUAUACAAACAUAGUGUAAAGACGCACUAAAUGUUAGUGUUACACUAUAGGCGCGUCAAUGAAAAAUGACUCUUAUUUCACUUUAAACGGUCUUCAUUUUGGGUAUGUGAUAAAUAGAAUAUUCAAUUCGUUUAAGUUCAUUACUGAAUUUAUUGCACUCGUUGGAUAAAAUAAUAUGCUUGUCAGAGGCUUGCAUAAUAUAAUUUUAUUCAACUCGUGCAAUAAUUUCAGUAUUGAACUUACACUCAUUCAAUAUCCUCUAUUUAUUUAUUAUUGUUAAAUAUAAUAAAUUUUGUUGGAUUUAAUAACAUUUAACUUAAGAAACAUUCACAGUUUGGACAUAAUGGAGAUUUCUUGAUCUAGUUUACUUAUUUUGAUACAAAGGUAUAUUGGAACUAAACAUUCUAAUUUUCAUAUCAUGUAUUUGCCAUAGACAGGACUACAGAAAAUUGUAAGGAUUUUUGCCCUAGGUUUGUUUUUUUAAGGCCAUGGAAUAUU